GCCGAAAUGGUCGGGUUAGGACGAAGCGGAGGAUCACCGCCGCACAGCUGUACCAGCGACAGAUUGUGCCUGUCUGGGAGAGGCCUCGUCGGUGUGUGUGGACGUGGCUGCUGGCGCUGCAGAUGUGCCUGGUAGUGGACGAGGGGACGCACAAGCGAUACGAAGUCGUGGCGAUACCGGUCGUGGACACAGCCGACCAGCGGAGCCCGGAGGCAAAGUUCUGGGACUACGACGACGGAGUGCAAAACUAUCUAAUGCGGUACGGGUAUUUGGAGAGGUCGAACAUCGAGACGGGGAACCUGCGGACAAUCGAGGAGCUACAGCAAGCCGUGCGCAAGCUGCAGGUGUAUGGCAACCUGGAACCGACCGGAACGGUCGACGAGGCCACGCUGGAGCUGAUGCGGAAGCCCCGGUGCGGAGCGCCCGACGUUCCGGACUCGCUGGACUUCCUGCCAUCGAACGACCGGCGGCUCGGGAACCGCCGCUUCCGCCGCUACGUGAUCCAGGGCCAGAAGUGGCAGAAUGCCAUCGUCACUUGGAGUUUGGUCAAUCAAUCGAUGGCCCAGCUGGACGCGGGCCAAGUGCGGCGCAUUCUGCACGAAGCGCUCGACCUUUGGUCCCAGCACGCCAACAUCAACUUCCGGGAGGUGUACAGUAGCGAGGCCGACAUUCAGGUGCUUUUUGCGCGCAAGUUCCACGGCGACGGGUACAGCUUCGACGGGGCGGGCAAGAUCCUGGCCCACGCGUUCUACCCCGGCACCGGCAUCGGUGGCGAUGCUCACUUCGACGAGGAGGAAACCUGGCUUCUCAACGAACCACUCGACGCGGAAGGUACCCGCCUGUUUGAUGUGGCCGUCCACGAGUUCGGGCACUCGCUGGGCUUGGGGCACUCGUCGCAGCAGGACGCCAUCAUGUUCCCGUGGCACCACAUUUCGUACCGUGGCAAGGACACGAUCCCGGAGGACGAUCGACUAGGCAUCGAGUCGAUCUACGGUCCGCGGAAGAAGAUUUACGGCAAGAACCCGGAACGCCCGACGCAGAGCACGACGACGACCACCACCACGACGACGCCAGCGCCUCCACCUCGACCGACCACACGGCCACACUACCCGCGGAAGGAGGUCGCGGGCCAUCCGUGGGAAGAUUUCGGUGGUGCCGGGCGGCCCCAGAUGCCCCAGACGACGACCACGGAAGCGCCCCGGUCGCGCGAGUACUUCCCACAUCCGGCACGGCCAACCUCAUCGACGCACAACAAUCGGCAUCCUCAGCGACAUCACACCACGACAACGACGACGUCCGUGAGUACCACAACCAGCGAGCCAACGACGACCCGCCACCGGCAGCAUCACCGGCCACAUCAUCAUCAUCCUACGACGAGCACCACCAGUACCACCCGCCGGCCGUAUCAGCAUCGCCCAGGGGUGAAGCCACUCUAUCCGAACGCGUGCAAUACGAGCUUCGACGCGGUCACGAUGAUUCGGAACGAGCUGUUCGUGUUCAAGGACCGCUGGCUGUGGCGCAUGAACGAGAACGACCUGCACCGCCCGAAACCGAUCGAGAUCCACCGGAUGUUCUUCGGUUUGCCGGACGGCUUCGACCACAUCGACACCGUCUACGAGAACAAGUACCAGAAAAUUAUCUUCUUCAUCGGAAGGGAAUACUUUGUGUUCAACUCGCAGUAUCUGGAGCCGGGCUAUCCGCGACCGCUGACCGACCUCGGGCUGCCGGAGAGCAUCGAGCGGAUAGAUUCUGCGCUCGUGUGGACGCAUAACAACCGGACCUACCUGUACAGUGGCCGACUCUACUGGAGGUUCGAUGAGGACACGAACCAGGUCGAGCUGGACUACCCGCGCGAUAUGUCCAUCUGGAAAGGAAUCGGUUACGGGAUAGACGCGGCGCUCCAGUACCGCGACGGCAAGACGUACUUCUUCAAGGGACUCGGCUACUGGCGGUUUAACGAUAUGCGGAUGAGCGUGGCGCACGACCAGAAACCGUCGGCCACGCGGUGGAUGAAGUGCCAGAACGAGCGCCAGGUCCAGAACGAUCUUGGCGGCGGCGAGGACGGCGGCGCUGCGGAUGGUGAUUCACCGCAGAACGAACCGAUCGGUACGAGCCCGGCGUCGGCCACGCUGCACCGAAGGCACGGCGACGCCCAACGGACGCUGCUUUCGGUGCUACUCCUAGCGGUGCUGGCGCUAGUGGCCACCCCGUAGCCCCCGUGCAAUAAUGUAUUCCUUGA
Messenger RNA from Anopheles cruzii, 2239 nucleotides. It is a transcript of the gene Mmp2, whose product is annotated as matrix metalloproteinase-2. Gene Ontology annotation, molecular function: metalloendopeptidase activity; zinc ion binding. Lineage: Eukaryota; Metazoa; Arthropoda; Insecta; Diptera; Culicidae. Gene Ontology annotation, biological process: extracellular matrix organization; proteolysis; collagen catabolic process. The coding region runs from base 123 to 2213 and encodes 696 amino acids. The record is from RefSeq and is a predicted model, not a curated record. Gene Ontology annotation, cellular component: extracellular matrix. The transcript is spliced from 7 exons.